This is a messenger RNA of Phasianus colchicus (ring-necked pheasant), 945 nucleotides long. RefSeq names its product cytochrome c oxidase assembly factor 3 (gene COA3). Gene Ontology annotation, cellular component: mitochondrial inner membrane. Gene Ontology annotation, biological process: mitochondrial respiratory chain complex IV assembly. The record is from RefSeq and is a predicted model, not a curated record. Lineage: Eukaryota; Metazoa; Chordata; Aves; Galliformes; Phasianidae.
GAUGCUACCGGCACCCGGGACAGCAUUUAGCAAUUUGCAUCUGAAACUUUGAGGGCUGUAAUAAUGGCAGUAAAUCUUCACAACUACCAAUGCCAAAAGCCACACAAAAGCAGGCAGAAGCUGGAAAGACCAAACAGACCAAACAGAAAGUGGAAGACCCACCCGCAGUCUCCGGAAGAAGCCCCGAGGCGCGCCGCGCAGGCACAGCCCUACGGACAGAGCGCGUCCCGCCUUGGCACGUGCGUGCAGUUCCCGCCUGCGGGAACGUCCCCACCAAUCAGAACGCGCCCCCUACGGCCCUCCGCGUUCCUGCGCCAGCCAAUCACUCGACGCUCCGCCUCAGGCCGCACGUGUCCCGCGCUCCUUUCCGAUUGGCCCGCUUCCCGGACGGAUGUGGCGUCACUGCGCUGCCGGAAGUGGCGGUAGGGAAGAUGGCGGCGCCGAGGGAACCGGUCGGGGAGGCGGCGUUUGCGCGGCGCAUUGACCCGGAGCGGGAGCCGGGGCUGAGCCCUGAGCAGCGCCGCUUCAUGGCGCAGGUGGAGCGCGCCCAGCGCCAGCGGGCCUUGCAGCGCCAGCUCCGCAGCCGCAACGUGUUGUUGGCGCUCGGCAUCGGCGUGGUCACCGCGGGCAUCUACGGGUAUACCUUCUACUCCGUGUCGCAGGAGCAGUUUCUGGACGAGCUGGAGCAGGAGGCGGAGGCGGCGCGGGCACGAGCCUGGGAGAGGCAGAAGAGUGCUGCGAGCUGAGCCCGGCCUGGCCCGGCAACGGCCUCGAGGAGACCAGAGUCGUGUGGGGCCUGCGUGGCCGUGUGACUCAUUACAGUGCCAGGGCACCAUGCAGGCAGGGCCUUUUGUCCUGGAGCACAGUGGGGUCUUGGCUAGGGACAUGCUCUCAAUGGGGUCGGGUCCCUGCUGCCUUUGCGCAAUAAAUAUGUCUAGAGCCUGA